CGUGAAGGCGGAGCUGUUUGUAAACUCACGUUGCUCUCAGGGCAGUCCAGUUUCCACAACAACAGAAGUAUAAGCUUAGUUUUCACUCGUUAAGCGUCGUUUUACACACGAGCCUUAACAAGAGAGGGAGUUUGAGGAGAAUUGUUCUCGUCAUUGCCUGGAUCAGGGCUGUACAGAUGGACUGAAAUCCAACAAAUCGGACCACCAGAGAAGAUCCAACAUGGGCAACAAACGGAAAGCCUCCAGUGAGCUCGACAGAGAUUCAGAUGCCAGCUCAGGAUAUUUUAGUGCUUUGGACCAGACCGACUUUGAAGACAUGGGACCAACCAGUACUGCAGCACAACGCAUGCCAACAGCUCCUCGGGUGCCUUUCAUUCCUGGCUCACAUCCAGGCGUCUCUCCCAUGAUCGUAAUGAACAACCUCGUUCUCAAGCAGCCUAACUCUGUGGCCCCUGCACUAAAACCUUGGCGCUUAAACACUUCACUAGAUGUGGUUCCUCAGUCCCAGCUGCUUUUCCUACAGCCAGUCAUGCCAGCUGGUGACUGUACUGGCCGAAGUUCUGACAAGCAGAAACAUUCCAGAAAGCAUGUUCCCAUGCAAAACACCUUUCAAAAAAUUGGCCCCCAUCUUGCACAAGGGUCUACAGUCGACGAGGGUUCCAGUGCUAUAAAUAAGAGGUCCAACCACUGUCAUGGUGUAAGACAUCAACAACGCCGUUACGAUGAUAAACCUUUCCACAGUUCCUCUUUGAAGCAGGAUGUGUCUGAGACAUUUAAAGAUUACGGUGUAGACCCCAACAUUGCUUCACUGGGAGAAUUUGGUCACACUGUUGAAGACAUGGGUGUGGAAAACUCCUCAUCCAGGCUUUCUGACCUUCAGGAGCCCCACACCACCACUUCACUAUUCUCACUUUGCACUGACUCCUUCCUUGCUUCAUUCCCUCCAAAGAGUCCCGAAGCUUCAGUCACCCAGAGCAGUGAUGUGGAGAAUAUCCCAGAGGCCCUUUCUCCAAGCUCCAGCAAACGCAAACGCUUCUGCAACACGUAUAACAUUUUGAAUCGGUCAGGACUGCUGGGUAUCACACUGCGCACAAAGGAACUUAUUCGACAAAAUAAACGAUCCCAGGCCCAACUUCAGAGUCUGCAGGCUCAGACUGACCUCUUCUUGGAGGCCAUAUGUAGUGGAGAUCCCAAAGUCUGGACGAGAUUGCAGCUUAUCCUCCAGAAAUCCAGAAACAGUGAAGAGACGCCAGUGGACACACUGGUGGACUCUGUAAGGGGUGCAGAGUAGGAUAUGACAGACGUGGGUUGUAUGGUGUAGUAGCAGCUUCAGAUCUUAAAAUUUCAGCUGUUGUAUUCUGCGGUUUUUGCCACCUUUGCUUAGACCUUUUAAAGUUUGGCACAUUUCUAAUUGGUUGCUUAGUAAAUUUUCAACGCCUUGUCAUAAUAUCAGUUGGAAACGUCAAAGAUUUAAGUCUUCAAUAGAGUCCAGAGAUCUAGUUAUCACUCCAAGUGUUAUCUAUCCAACAUCAUUCUUAUUCUUGUGGUUUUGUCCAAAGUAUAUAAAGACCAUGUUUAGGUUAAAACUGCUUCUUUUUCAGAAUAAAUUGAUUCAGUGAUUCAGAAUUUAUUAGCAGUGUAGUCUCGAUUUAAAAAAGAAUGCUAUUAACCAUUCUUUUAUCUCAAUCUAAUUGGUUAUUAUUCGGAAAGGAGGCCUUGGAACACUGGAAUGUAAAAAUAAGUUUUGCUCAGAAUGAAUCAAAAUGGAAAAGAGUUCAUUUCUAAUCUCUGUAUCUAAUAAAUGCCUUUGACAAAGAUUUGAGUACUUAAGUGCACUAUUCCCAAUUUGUUUUAAAUUCAGUUGAAAAUGUGAAAUUCAGGAUCAUCUUUGUGAAAAUUUGUAAACGUGUUUGUAAUAAACAUUAUUUGUAUGUGUAUAAUGUGUUCUGAAAUGCAUCUCCAAGUAAAUGUUCUUGUUAUUUAUGAGAAAGACCAAUGGACGUUAAGGGUAAGAGUACUAAUAACAAUUUGUGCUGGUCAGUGUUUUUGAAGUAGCAUUUCAACAGUGGUUGUUAUUUGUAAUGCCUUGUAUCAUAUUAUUGAGUUGUUUACAUUCUUAAAGAUUUGGAUGUGAAUGAUCAAAUUGGCAAAUGUACUGCUGUACACAUCGUGUUGAUUUAUCGGAACCCAUUACUGAACUACAUAUUUUUGCUGUAGAAAUCUAUGCAAUAGUCUUGUUUAGUAUUAGCAUUGUACUGAAGUGCUGUUUUGUAUUCUGUAGGUGUCAUUUGACUUU
This is a messenger RNA of Sinocyclocheilus grahami, 2296 nucleotides long. It is a transcript of the gene cipca, whose product is annotated as CproteinK-interacting pacemaker a. Bases 221 to 1291 code for a protein of 356 amino acids. The transcript has 4 exons. The record is from RefSeq and is a predicted model, not a curated record. Gene Ontology annotation, biological process: negative regulation of DNA-templated transcription; negative regulation of circadian rhythm. Gene Ontology annotation, cellular component: nucleus. Lineage: Eukaryota; Metazoa; Chordata; Actinopteri; Cypriniformes; Cyprinidae.